Gymnodraco acuticeps is the source of this 3590-nucleotide messenger RNA. RefSeq names its product interferon gamma receptor 1 (gene ifngr1). Gene Ontology annotation, molecular function: protein binding. Lineage: Eukaryota; Metazoa; Chordata; Actinopteri; Perciformes; Bathydraconidae. The record is from RefSeq and is a predicted model, not a curated record. The transcript is spliced from 7 exons. The coding region runs from base 247 to 1575 and encodes 442 amino acids.
CUUACCUGACUAACUAACAAACACACGCGCUUCCUGGAGCGAGGAUGUGAUUCAGACAAAUUCAUCUGAGAAUCGGGAACUUUACUGAAGAGGAACUCCACAUGGUGUUUAGAAAAACGCUCCGUUUCUAACGUGUUUUUAUAAAGUUCGUUUUUACUUAAAUGUUGUUAUCCUCUCCGUGUUGAGGAGGAAGUCGUUUUUACGGUGUUUACGGUGUUUAGUCUCUUAGUUUGAAGGCCUGUCAACAUGCUCAUGAUCGGUGGUGCGUUCACGGCCCUGCUGCUUCUGCUCUCUGGACUUUCUGCUGCUUUUGUUCCUCCACCAACAAACCUGACUGUGAGCUGCACGAGCCCCAACGUGAUGCUGAGCUGGGAGUUCAGCGAGCAGCAAACACACACCGAAUUCAAGAUAGAUGUCAGAGGAUCUGGAAAGAUUUCUCUGUUGUGUUGCAGCAACGAAAUACAUCAAUCUUGGGUGAAAGAGCGUCACUUUCACGUCUUUGAUUUCAUCUGGAAAUCUGAGGCUAGCUUCAUGGAUUUCUACGGAGUCAAUGUGACAGCGUUUCAGGGAGGAAACCGGUCUAAAGAAGCAAAGAUCACCUUCACCUUUAACGACUUAAAAACCGCUGAUAAAAAAUGUCAUUUGGAUUUCCCCGAUGUGGAUCUGGUGGAGACGGAUUCAGGAGCCACGCUUAGCUUCAAGAAUCCUCUCCACUACUACGAGAAGCUGAAGCAGGCUAUCAUCGGAGCAGAUGCCUCCUUUAUAUUUGAAGCCUCUUCCAAAACUGGUCAUUAUAAAGAAGAUUGCGGGCAGCACGAAAACUGCAAACUUGAUAUUGUGUUCCCUGCGGACGAGGAGAAGUGUGUGACGCUGAAGGGAGACCUGCUUGAAAGUAUUGGUGGUCAAGCGUUCAAACAGAUCGACAGAAUCUGUGCCGAACCAGAAGAGAAGGAUCUUACGGUGGCUCUGGUUGUAUUGCUGUUCGUCCUCGGCAUUGUAAUCGUUGUGAUUAUAAUUAUCAUCAUUAAGGUGAGAGCCUGGACGAUGGAGAGCCCCCCUACACCUACUCCUCUGAAUUUCACAGAAAGAGAAGAUGGCCCUUUAUUAAUUGAAAAAGACUCGACUCCCGUCAGUGUUGUUAAACUGUGCAACAACCCCGUCAACACUUCAGUCAGCUGCGAGGAGGAGGAGGAGGAGGAGGAGGAGGAGGAGGACAGCAGAGACAACAACAGAGACAACAGAGAGGGUUUGCAGCCUCUCGAUGCAGCGUACUCUGAUGGAGGACGUCUGGAGGGCAACAUGAAAGAUGAUGAGGAUUCAGGUGUCCGCUCCAAGGAGGAAGAGGAGGACAGCACAGACCGCAGCAGGGACAGCAGCGGAUACCUAAUCAGAGAGAGUGUGCAGCCUCUCGAUGCAGCGUACUCUGAUGGAGGACGUCUGGAGGACAACAUGAAAGAUGAUGAGGAUUCAGGUGUCCGCUCCAAGGAGGAAGAGGAGGACAGCACAGACCGCAGCAGGGACAGCAGCGGAUACCUAAGCAGAGAGAGUGUGCAGCCUCUCGAUGCGGAACUCUGAUAGAGGACUUCUGGAGGAAAACAUUAGUGAUGAUGAUUCUGCGAAAACUGAGACUGUUUCUAUUGAAUCGGUGGAGUCGAUACGAUCACACUACGAUCGCCCUCAUGCUCCGUAGGUGGAUAUGGGUGACGGGGACUAAGCUUGCAGCGAGAGGUGAAAACAAACCUAAAAAGACGACUUUAUUCUGGAUUAAAAGUCAUUUUCUCGUGGUUUUGACCUCUCUAUACUUUGCAUUACAAACAAGUGCAUUCAUGGAGGUGGUGCCUUUUCUCAAGAAGGGACAAAGACAGUUAAACCUUCUACUUUGUGGUUGUACUGGUAAACAUCUACCAAUGUUUAAGUAUAUCUUUGGCUUGCCUUGUGGCUGUUUUUUAGAGGCAAUUCGAGGGGAAAAGGCUGAUUGUUUCAACAGCUGCAACACAAACAGGAUGGGAUUUAAGAAACUUAACAUGAAACCUCAGCCUCAUGUAUAUCACUUUAACUAUAUGCAUACAAUAACACAGUAGUUAGCAUUGCUGUUUGACUCUGUUGUACCCGGGAAACGAAGCGGUGAUCUUCAAGUCUCCUGAACAUCCCUGACCCUCAGCUGCAGAAAUGUUACUUUAACACAAUAUACAUUAUUUUACCUCAGGGGAACACGCUCCAUAAGAAGUAUGAUCGCUCUUAUAGUCUCUAAGUAUCAGCUAAAACUGGUGGAUGUUUGUGCAGCUGUUAUUCAGGAAGGGAAAGGGCUCCAUGGUUUGGUUUUUAAAAAGGGACAUUUUAUUUGUAAUAUAUAUAAAACAGUUCCUACUUGCAUCAAGUGGUAUAAAGUUAUGUAGAUCAUUUUCAGUUUAUUUGACCAGGUUUAGAGGAAGAUUUGUCUUUUUAAAUAUUAAGAGGGACUACUUCUUUGGUAGAAAGUAGUUCCAAUGAAAAAGGCAAAGGUCAGCAUUGUCAGCCAAAGAAAAUAACCUGGAAACUUGUUCGGAUUUGAAAAGGAAUUUGGCUUUCAGCUCCAAAACCUCCACCUUACUAAGUUCGACUAGAGGUAAAAUGUUUACAACCGGAUGAGAUUGACUGUACCGGUUUUACUGUGUUUUAACACACCGUCAAAUGUGGACUUUCUGCUCUAGGCAGCAGAUAAUGAGGCAUUCAAAUGGAUGCCACACCUGGAAAUGUAUGUGCAGGUAUCACUGUGUGUUUCCUGUCAAACCGGCUUUGAUGUGAUGUGUGGGAGUUUUUCUUUUGUUCGCAUCAAGAGGAUUACAUUUUACAAGUACUUCAGGGUUGCUCAUAUUUUUUUUAUUGCUGUGAUGAAAUUACCUAUUGCGUAAAAGUGCUUUUUAAACGGUUGCUUUGAAUGCUACGGCAGAGGAUAAGGGCCACACGUGAACAAAAUGUUUGAGAUUAGAGCUUUUUGAACCGAAAUUGUCAGAGAAAAAGUCGGAAUUCUGACUUUUUUCUGAAAAUUCAGAAUUUUGCUGGAAAAAUUAUUUCGCCAUCAACAUUUUAAGAUUACAUUUAUUUAUUUGUAUUUGAAUUCUGACUUAAAUAUCCAAAUCUCUCAGAAUUCUGACUUUAAUUUCAGAUUUUUUCCCAGAAUUCUGAGAUUCAAGUCAGAAUUCCCACUUUUCUAAAAAGACAAUAUUAUUUUUCUUCUCAGAAUUCCAGGAUUAAAUUACUUUUUCUCAGACCUCAAUGUGGCCCUAAUCCUCUUCCGUAGAAUACUACCUUUCAAUACCUUGUCUCUAACAUUUUUAACAGCAUGGUAAGCUGAACACUGAAAGAGAAUGUUGUCUCUGAAAUAAGAUGUAUUUGUUUAUUUAAUAAGGAAACGUCCAUUUAUACUUUUCCCAUGACUUGUUUGCAUGAGAUUUAAAUAUGUUCAUGUGUCAAAGAUUUGCUGAUAUGAUCUUUGAAUAAACGGCAGUGUGAAAGUAUCAGAUCACCUGCUGUGGGGCAAAGUGCACUUUGAUAAGAUCAACAGGAAAUCUCAGGUUACUUUUGAAUUUUUAAUAAAGACACAAACAAUA